This is a messenger RNA of Entelurus aequoreus (snake pipefish), 2706 nucleotides long. It is a transcript of the gene rbm48, whose product is annotated as RNA binding motif protein 48. NCBI's taxonomy places the organism in Eukaryota, Metazoa, Chordata, Actinopteri, Syngnathiformes, Syngnathidae. The transcript has 5 exons. Gene Ontology annotation, molecular function: nucleic acid binding. Gene Ontology annotation, cellular component: nucleoplasm. The record is from RefSeq and is a predicted model, not a curated record. The coding region runs from base 59 to 1111 and encodes 350 amino acids.
CCCCGGUAUUAACUCUUAUUUUGAAGUGCAAUAAACCGGAAACCAGUUUCCACCAAACAUGGCGGCGCGGGGUAAAAGCUGUUGGGUUGCUCCGGAGGUAUACAAACACCACGAACAGAAGAAAGUAUGCAUAUCUCGGGCAAAAUAUCGAGAAGGGAGGAAAGCCAGGGCUGUUAAGGUGUACACCAUUAAUUUAGAGUCGUGUUACGUCAUGGUGCAAGGGGUCCCUCCCAUUGGAGUCAUGACGGAGCUGAUCCAGCUGUGUGCGCUGUACGGAACUGUGCAAGAGUACAGACCGUUGGAUGAGUACCCUGCUGAGGAGUUCACGGAGGUCUACCUUGUCAAGUUCCAGAGGAUCACUAGUGCCAGGGCAGCCAAACGACACAUGGAUGAGAAGAGUUUUUACGGAGGUGUGCUGCAUGUUUGCUAUGUACCCGAGUAUGAGACCGUGGAGGACACCAGGAUGAAGCUGCAGGACCGGAGGAGAUACAUCAUGUGGGCUGCUCGAAGUAAAGUCCAAGAGAGGGAGCUGGAAGAGGCAUCAAACAAGGAGUCAACAUCAAAGACAUCAACAGAAACCACUCUGGAGAUCCCUCCUUCACAUAAUGAUUUGAAUGACCGGGACAAUGAAGGAGAAAGUUCCAACUUUGAACAUCAUUUUGGCUUUCCUUUACUGCCGCUCCCGCCUCAGGAACAUCCCUUGUCGAAUUGUAACCAUCACGUACCAACAGAGGACAAAAUGGGGACACUGCCCAACGCCAUCAUGGACGCUAAAGAAAAGACAGCGUCGAGCUCACAUAAAUCUCUUGUUGCGGAGGACAGACUGACCUCGAGUAAAAUGUGUCCAGCCAAGUUUGUACCGAGGACAACAAACUUGGAGAGCAGAAAACGUAGGAUGGAAGGUGUUGUGUCACAUGUGCUGUCUGAUGUCAUGUCAGGAAAAAAUGAGGCACUCAUUGGCCCAAAAUUAGAAGACACUCCUAUAGAGGACAUGGAGGACAACUCGCUGAACACGACUGUCAACUUGAUCAGGAACACAAUGAAGCAGGCGGGGUCUGUUCCUUAUCUUGGACCAGUGGGAAAAAAGAAGAAACCACGUCGGAGGAUUUGAUCGGGUUACCUUGCUGACAACCAUUUCCUAUUUUAUUUGAUGACACAUCUACUAAUUAGAUGAUAUUUGUACACUUUUUUAUGAUCAAUAUGGAGAAGGAGUAGAUCUGCUUUUUCAUACUCUUAUUCAGACAUACUAUUUUUUGUAAAGGCAGACCUGCUAAUGUUUUGUAAGCAGUUUUGUUACAUUUCGCCGGUUUCAAGUUCAAUUUCUGAAAGCUGGAUUCAAUCAAUUAAUCAUUGUUUAUUUAUAUAGCCCUAAAUCACAAGUGUCUCAAAGGGCUGCACAAGCCACAACGACAUCCUCGGUUCAGUGCCAACAUAAGGGCAAGGAAAAACUCACAACCCAGUGGGAUGUCAAUGUGAAUGACUAUGAGAGUUGAAAUGCUCAAACGAGGCUUAAAAAGAGGGCCUAAAAUAGAAUCUUGAGAAACACCACUAGUAUAACUAAAGAAGUUGAACAAAUGACUACUGACUAUCUGAAGUAAACAAGUUACUGCAACACCUUAGUUUAUAAGUCACAUUAGAAAACUGCCAAAAAGGACUUAAAGGGGGCUUUGAGGAAAGGCUCGGUUGUGUAAAUUAAAAUUUGGACCCCAGUGUUGUAGUGUAGGUUAAACCGUUAAUGCAAGGUUCAAGUUCCUCUAUACAACAGGAGCAUAAGUGUUUUUAGGAAUUUGUCGCAAAAAUUGUUGUCUCACAAGUUUUGAACUGAAACAGGGUGGGGGUUUGCGGAUUUGGGACAUGUGUUGGAUUUUUAGCGCUGCCAAAAAGGCUUUGAUAAAGCUUGUAGAACAUUAUUUCCUGUGUAUAAUGUACAACCCACCUUCAAGAAUGCCUUCUCCAAUUUUGGAUGAGCAUUUGCAAUAAAAUUGGUUUAACUUUGUUUGUUAAAAAAAUGAAAAUGAAUUGUUUGGUUAUUUCCCGCAGUUUUAACACUAAAUUCCUCUCUUUAAUUACAAUAAAUUAGGGAAGCUAACAAGCUAAACAAACACAGUUUGUUUUAAAGCAUUUUGCCAAUAUCAAAGAAUACAUAUAUUACAAAGCGGCCCUUGUGUGUAGGGGUGGAGUGUCCUAUAACAUCUUCAAGGAUGGCAGGUCUAUAACUUACAGUGGCACAGCAACGUCCUAAACUCACACAAACCCCCAAAACGCAUGCAAUACAGAAAAUCAACGGAAAGAUGAUACGACCAGAAGUUAACUAUAAAGGGCCAAAUGGGUCAACAUUUAAUAAAUAGAUAUUCAAAUAUUUACUUAAAUAGAUCAAUUAUUAGUGGAAUUAGAGGCAAAUAUAUUUAAUGUAAAAUUACACUUAAUCAUUUACAAAUCAAUUAUUGAUUUUAUUAUUUCAUGAUUGAUUUCAUUAUUGAUUUAUUUUUUCGUAAUCUAAUGGUUUAGUUAACACAUUUAAGUCAUUAUUGUAAUAUGUAUUUAUUUAACUUGGACCUUUAUGCUAUUAGGACCCUACCAAUGGUGCCAAGUCUGAAAGGGACAGUGUAUCCAGAAAGUAUCCACAGAGUUUCACUUUUUUCAUAUUGUGUUAUGUUACAGCCUUAUUCCAGAAUGGAACACUACCCUAUGAUGGCAAUGUUAAAA